CCUGACAGUUCUGUACUGAUAUCUCAGCACACAGAGAACAACAGCACUUCACUCAUUUCCUACUGAACCCACCAACAACAUGAGCACAGAUUUUACAGGAAAAGAAAUCUAUCAGGAUGAGUUUGACCCAAAUGGAUAUUUAAAUACAUAUUAUGAUCUGAAAAAUGGUGUUUUGGUGAAGGACGGAUUUCUGAAGUUUGCGCUGAGGAAGCUUUUUGAGACAUUCAUCGUCAGAGGUAUUAAGGGGGACCUCUUGAUAGACAUUGGCCAUGGACCUACUAUUUAUCAGGACCUGUCAGCUUGUGAAUCCUUCAAAGAGAUCAUCGGCGCCGAUUAUACCGAUCGGCAAAGAGAUUACUAUAAAAGGAGUCUGAGGAAUGAACCAGGAACAUUUGACUGGACUGAAGUUAUAAAAUCAGUUUGUGAGAUGGAAGGAAAAGGGACAACGGUUGAGGAAAAGAGAGAAAAGCUGAGAAAAACUGUGACGAAAACAAUAAAAUGUGACGUAACUAAGAGCCGACCAAUGGAUCCCAUAGUUCUACCAAAGGCCGACUGUGUAAUGACACUCGGAUGUCUGGAAUGCGCUUGCAAAGAUUUAGACACUUAUAGAAAUGUCCUUAAAAAUAUCUCCCCACUGCUAAAAAUAGGGGGACAUUUAGUUAUCACAGAAAUUCUAAAUUGCACCUCGUACUUGUCAGGGGGGAAAAAGUUUUCAUGCUUAACAUUAACCGAGGAUUUUAUGAGAAAGGCAAUUGUUGAGACUGGCUUUGAGAUUAUUGACCUAGAGGUCGUCCCUAGAGAAUAUGACAAAGAGCAAUUUGAUAUCUGUGACCAUGACUCAAGCUUGUUUGUGGCCGCGCGAAAAGUGAAAGAGCCAUAAACGUGAGAUGUUAUACUUAUAAAAGGGAAAUAAUUAUAAACGUAUCAGAUAUUAGCACAAUAUUGUACUGUACUACAAGUUUAAUGAGCUAGUAGCGCAUCACAUUAAUGCACUUGCAAAACAGUUAACCCAACGACACAAAAUGUGCUUCUCAAUCCAUGAUUUAAAGUUAAAGCUUUGUUUAUAAUGUAGUUAAGGCAAAUAUUUUAUAGCUUUUUAGUCAUUCAAUAAUAGAGAAAAUUUAAUAAAAUCUUUUUUUUAAAUAUA
Bombina bombina (fire-bellied toad) is the source of this 1147-nucleotide messenger RNA. RefSeq names its product indolethylamine N-methyltransferase. The transcript has 3 exons. The record is from RefSeq and is a predicted model, not a curated record. The coding region runs from base 80 to 880 and encodes 266 amino acids. NCBI's taxonomy places the organism in Eukaryota, Metazoa, Chordata, Amphibia, Anura, Bombinatoridae. Gene Ontology annotation, cellular component: cytosol. Gene Ontology annotation, molecular function: N-methyltransferase activity.